Phaeodactylum tricornutum CCAP 1055/1 is the source of this 1954-nucleotide messenger RNA. RefSeq lists its product with no specific name. The record is from RefSeq and is a predicted model, not a curated record. Lineage: Eukaryota; Bacillariophyta; Bacillariophyceae; Surirellales; Neidiaceae. The transcript has 2 exons. Bases 94 to 1716 code for a protein of 540 amino acids.
UCCUAUAUACCUGUAUACACAAACACACACACACCAACUGACAGACAGCAGUAGCAACAACAACAGCAGCAGCACAGUCGUUGUUUUCGUUCCAUGCGAUUGCGCCGACUCUGGACGUUCGCCACUACGGCAGUAACCGCGGGAAUGGUGACGGCGCGUCGGUCCCGGGACGACGACCACCGGAUGCCCCACGACGCCGACCGCCGGAUCUUCCACAAUCACACCAUCGCCGCACAGCGGGAACGCAUCCGGAUGCGACAGGAACGUUUUCGACAACACGUACAUUCCAUGCCGCCACCGAUCGGCAUCGAGCCGGUUACCUUGGCCGACUUUGCGCACAUGCAGGGCGAUCGCUCGCUCGGAUGGUGGGGUGGUGGUUCCACCGUGACGGCAGGAUCGUCCGUGGCCGUGUCCGAAGACGUGCUGGCGGAUCCCACGCAAGAAUACGACAAGUGGGCCCAAGCCUACCGGAUGUUGGGCGGAUUUAUCGACUGUGAUCACAGUAAGGAGGAAGAAGGGCAUCAUUCGCAAGACCAGAAUCAGAACCAAAAUAAGGAUACGGUGGCUUGUAGUCGAUGGAUGAUGUGGGCGUCGUACGUCAAUCCCAACUACCAAGGAUACGAAUACAAGGAAUACUUUGGUGACAGUCCCUAUUCCAAACUCGAUUGUCACGCCAGUGAUACCGAAUGGAAGUUGCUCGGAGUGUAUCGCCAAGAAUUCUACCAGUACAUUGAACAAAUUUCCAAGCAUUUAUGGGCCAUUGACGACUACGAAUACGUCGUGGCUUUGGCCGGACUCGCCUACAUGACCGACGCCGUUUGUUGGCAGAUCGGUGCUACCAGCGACGGCGCCGCCAUUUACGCCGGUGUCGCACCAAAACCCUACGGAAAAUUCCAAAUGGCCCUCUACACGGACGAGUACUGCUUGACACCGGACGAUAGCUUGGGAUUGACCUUUGACGACUUUGGAUUGACGUCCGAUAUCGAUCUGGGAUCCAAGGACGCCACGGACGAUGACGGCAAAUCCUGGGCCUACGAUUGGUGGUACGGGGCGCAGGAAUACACACUCACCAGCUUGAACGAAGUUUACGAGGAAUACAAGUACUGCACAUCCUGUGUAGAUUAUCCCACCUACCAGGAUGGCUACUUUAUUGGUGACGACGGGACGGACGAUGACGAUUUGAUCAAUCAGUGUUGGAAAUUUUAUUCACACGACUCCUUUACCUGCGAAGCCGAGUGUAUCGCCAUGGCGCACGCGCAAGGCACUAUUCUCAGUAUCAACUACGGUGACACCACGUUUGGCAAAACAUCUUCCAGUUUCUAUUCCCGGUCCGGCCGCUCCACGAGUUCCGACAACAACUUGGCCGAAUCCCCCCUGGCGAGACUACUGGCCAAUGUCUUUUUGACUCUGGCGUUUUUAUUGUUCGUCGCCACCUUUUUGGCCUUUGCCGUGGCCCGACGUUCGCGAUACCGGGAAUCGCGGAGUAAGAAGAGUCGCCGUCUGUUGAGUGGGAGUAGCCGCUCGGGACGAUCAUCGUCGCGGAAAUCUCGACGCUCGGGCGAUGGCAUCUUUCGGAGUUCGGCGUCACCCCGGCGGUCGUCGUCCCGUGCGAGAUCGAAACCGCGGUCUAGUUCCCGUCGGAGUUCGAGACGGUACGAACCACCGUCGAGUACGCUGGGCGCGGAUGGCGGCGGUGCUGGUGAUGCAACACACUAGAAUGGUUCGACUCUCGAUGGACGGUGGUGGGUUGCGUACGAGAAUCAAAGUCACGAACCCGCACUCGUUGUCUCGUGCCGGUUGGUCAGUUUCUGGCCGUUUUGUGAAUGUGCGGUGGGCUGUUGUACGCCCGGAGCGUACGAACGGGGUUCCUGUAGUGCGAGCCUGGAGGUACGGACAACUACAGCAACAACACCCGAAAAUUUGACAUUUAGAACUAGAGUGCUCUACUCGCGAG